Mesocricetus auratus (golden hamster) is the source of this 1958-nucleotide messenger RNA. It is a transcript of the gene Pcbd1, whose product is annotated as pterin-4 alpha-carbinolamine dehydratase 1. Gene Ontology annotation, molecular function: 4-alpha-hydroxytetrahydrobiopterin dehydratase activity. The record is from RefSeq and is a predicted model, not a curated record. The transcript is spliced from 4 exons. Gene Ontology annotation, biological process: tetrahydrobiopterin biosynthetic process. Bases 1230 to 1544 code for a protein of 104 amino acids. NCBI's taxonomy places the organism in Eukaryota, Metazoa, Chordata, Mammalia, Rodentia, Cricetidae.
ACAAGUAAGCUGAGUAUAUGCUAUGUGGUUUUGUGUAUGGAGUUGUCUAGAAAACUCAAACUACUCUACAGCGACUGAAAAUGGUUGGCUUAGGAGGAGCCCUGGAAGGAGAGGGUACCAGGUGGCACAAGGGACUUCAGAGCUGAGGCUCCUAGUCUUUUGUGCCGAAGGUUUCCUAAGAGAAGCAUAUGUCUCACCCUGAUUCUGGAAUUGUCAGGGUCAGAGCCUGGGCCCUGGCAGCCCUAACAAGCCAGGCCUGGCCAUCUGUUCUCCAUAUGCCAACUAAAGAGACAAGUCAUCGCAGAGGUUCAGUUCAUGCACAUAAUCUGAAUCUGACUCGCAGCACCCGUAUCAGGUAGCUGACAACAGCACGUAAUUCCAGUUCCAACGGAUCCACAAUGCUCCCUUUUGGCCUCCAUGGCACUUACAUGCAUGCUGUGCACAUAAACUCAUGCACACACACACACACACAAACUCACACAUACAUACAAAUAAAUACAUCGUUUUGAAAAUUAAAACAUUGGAAUGCAGAACAAGGUAGGUGGUGAUUGUAUUCGAUGUGGCCACACUGGGAAGAGAAGCCAAGAGGUCCGGGAUCCUCCAAGUCCAUCUUGGAGGACAGGAGGAAUGCCUAACUAAGCAGAUGCAGUCAGUGAGUGGUCACCUUCAACGUGGUCUGGCAAGCUGUCAGAACGCUGUGAAAUCUUUCCAGUAGACAAGUUUUCUUCUGGUUGGCACCAGCUCUCGGCCUUUUCCUUCUCCUAACGCGAUUCCUAGGGGAAUUCCGAUUUCUGGGGGUCCGUUGUUUCAAAAGCUGACAGCCCAAUGGAGGGACACAGUGUCUCCGUUUAGAUAUCCUCUCUCCUGCCAGGAAGGUUACAACGGUGCUCUUUACCUUUGUGCAAUUCAGUGUGUGUCGCUUUUAUCUGCGUGGCUUUUGCCUUUUGUCGUUAUUGAUAUAACAACAGGUCAGGCAGUCUGGCACUCAGAGUCCUCUAGCAGACAGACAGCAGAGCGAGGAGCCAAAGUCUUUGCCCUGGAGGCCAUCACGCAGCCAUGCUCACAGAGCACAGGGCACAGAAAGCGCUGGAAGGGCGUGGAGCAAGGAGGACCCACGUUAAUCAUUACCCGGCUGCGGCCGGAUCUCUGCCCCGCCCCCGCGGUGGCCUGCUGCCUGCCGGCCGCUUCUCCUUCUCCCUCUCUGCCGCCACCUGCUACCCGCCCUGGACAUGGCUGGCAAGGCACACAGACUGAGUGCGGAGGAGCGGGACCAGCUGCUGCCAAAUCUGAGGGCUGUGGGGUGGAAUGAGCUGGAAGGCCGGGACGCCAUCUUCAAGCAGUUCCAUUUUAAAGACUUCAACAGGGCUUUCGGCUUCAUGACAAGAGUGGCCCUGCAGGCUGAAAAGCUGGACCACCAUCCUGAGUGGUUUAAUGUGUACAACAAGGUCCACAUCACCUUGAGCACCCACGAGUGUGCUGGUCUUUCAGAACGGGACAUAAACUUGGCCAGCUUCAUCGAGCAAGUCGCUGUGUCUAUGACAUAGAUCCGCCCCUUUCCAUAUUUCCUGGGGGGAAGGAGUGACUGAACAAGACACCUAGGGAGGAGACCGAGGAGGCUGGCCCUUGGUCCCUGCUGCUUGCAGUGAACACCACUUCCAUAUAGGGAUGAGUCCCCGUACAGGAAGAUGUAGGUGUCAAGACCAGGAACUGACACCUUUCCCUGUGUCACCCUCCUCUGCCGUUUGAAUAAGGUCUUUUUUUCUCCAUAGGCUUCCCAGCAGCAGUAUUGUUCUUUCCAGGCUGGAUCUUGCUCCUUUUCUACUCUUUCGAGUUCAUUAUUCAAGUAGCUGUGUUAAGUCAUGACAUACAGUUCAGUCUCAAACCCCACAACUAAAACAAGCCCCACUGUAUGAUGGACACUUGCUUUUAUGCCUCCAAUAAAACUAUGCUAUCAAGUG